GAUUUGAGCAGUGAAGAACAUGAUAUGUUAAUAAGUUAACUGAUGGAACUGUUUUGUGUAACAGUAGUAGUUUUUUUUUUUUUUUUUUGAGAGAGGGGUUAAUCUAUAAUUUCUUAUUUUUAUUUAAACGGACAAAGCGACAGAGAUGCAGGCGAAUCUAGAGAGCUCUGUCUCUUCUCUGGUUCGAUCCCUGUUUUCAAUACACCAAGCUAACGGUCGCAUUCCCAUCUUCACCUAAAAAUAAACCCACAAUAAACCAUUUCUAACCGUUACAUCUCGUCACUUUUCUCUCCUCUCCACAUUCCAUCUCUCUCUCUCUCUCUAAAAUGUCCACGAAUUCCUCUUUCUCUCUCAUCCUCUCCCUCAUCUUCAUCACCACACUCCCCUUUAACUCCCUUUCUCACACCCAGCAGCACCCCACCACCCUCAGACAAUCCACCUCCGCCCAAGACGGCGGCGUAGUGUCGGUGGAGCUCUGGUGCGUGGCCAAGAACAACGCCGAGAACUCGGCCCUGCAGUCGGCCUUGGACUGGGCCUGUGGGUCCGGAGGUUCCGAUUGCCGUCCGAUCCAGCAAGGUGGGCCCUGCUACGAUCCGGCCGACAUUCAGAGGACGGCGUCGUUUGCCUUCAAUGACUACUUUCUCAAGCAUGGCUUGACGGAGGACAGCUGUAAUUUUGACAGCACAGCCGCUCUCACCUCCCUCAACCCUAGUCAUGGUACUUGCAAAUUUCCGUCCAGUUUUACAGUGAAUAAUGGAAGCUUCGUUGGGUCAUCGACCACGGUUGGACUGGGGCCGUCUAGUGCGGAUAUGAACAGUGGAAAUUUCGUUACUGCCAGAUGGUGUUGGGCCUUAAUCACCAUUCAUUUAUUCUAUUUAAUUAAAUUGAUCUCAUGAGGAGGAUAAAGGUGGACUCUGUUACUUGCAUGUUGCCUAGAAUUGAGGCAAAAGCAAAGGUUUCUGUUGAGAAGAUAAAUCAGGUAAUUAGUAUCUGCUCGUGAAUUGUAUUAAACAAUUAUAUAUAUUAUAAUUAGUGAAAUGUCUUCUAAUAUAUCUGUUUGAAUUUGUGGUCCGUUUAAUUAAAUCAGUUUUGAUUCAAUUCAGUUUUGUAUAUGUAAUACCCCAUUUCAAUCUGUCAAAGAGGACUAUGACAGUCAAGGCCUAGGAAUCUUGAUGUCUCAUUUCUGUGGUUAUUUGUUCCCAUUUGAACCUGUCCAAGGGCUUUUUGACAAUCAUGGCCUAGAAUCAGGCCUUAUAGACCUAUCUGGCUUUUUCUUUUUGUUAUUUAUUUAAUUUUUGGAACUUUUGCAA
Cornus florida is the source of this 1310-nucleotide messenger RNA. Its product is annotated as PLASMODESMATA CALLOSE-BINDING PROTEIN 5-like. The transcript is spliced from 3 exons. Lineage: Eukaryota; Viridiplantae; Streptophyta; Magnoliopsida; Cornales; Cornaceae. The coding region runs from base 327 to 896 and encodes 189 amino acids. The record is from RefSeq and is a predicted model, not a curated record.